Messenger RNA from Parathielavia appendiculata, 1030 nucleotides. RefSeq lists its product as uncharacterized. The coding region runs from base 298 to 924 and encodes 208 amino acids. The record is from RefSeq and is a predicted model, not a curated record. The transcript has a single exon. NCBI's taxonomy places the organism in Eukaryota, Fungi, Ascomycota, Sordariomycetes, Sordariales, Chaetomiaceae.
GCGGUAGCCCUUAUCCAUGGGGGCUCAGACGCUCGAACUCGUUUUGGUAUCCCUUAGAGGGACUCGGAAUGGUGGUCAUAUCGACAGACGGGAAUGUGACGGAGUCGUCCUAACCAGACUCGAGACUUCAGCUUCAAAUUUUUUGUCGACAGGCAAGACCGUUUUGUCGUCCGUUUUCAGAGAGGAGCUGGUCAUCAUAUCGGCAGACGGGAGCGUAAGGGAGUCGUCGAUUCGAGUUCUCACGUCCAAUCGUCAUAUCGGCGGACCAAGCUGCAUGCCAGCCGGAGUCAUAAGGCGAUGAUUGGUCUUGUUCUGUCAGGGCCAGGGAAGUCACAACUCAGAUGUGGCAACCCUACCGGCCUCUCAAAAGAGACCUACAUUAGGCACCUGGCCUGGUUAAGAUGCAGGUGGGACAAAUUUCGUGGCAUGCCCGGUCGCAUUCCACCCUCCUCCUAUGUUGUCUCUCCUUCCUCUUUUUCUUUCCACUCUUCCUUCUUUUUCUUGCUCGCCUACCUGUGCUACGCCGACGGCAAAUCGGGCGCCCACAGUAAUUCAAGCCAUGCAGCAGAACGAUACUGGAGACUCAGGGGGGCCAAAAGGUGGACCUUUCUCGGGCGGUUUUGCGGCGUUACCUCUCCAAAAUCUGGGUUCCCUUCUCGUCAUAAUCUGCGCCAUCUCCAGUCCAUUCUCGAUAAAUGCUGGCGUCAACCCAACUCGAGCUUGGCCCCUCUGAAAAUUCAUCUCCUUCCCAACCGUGAGUUUGCUCCAAAUACUAGGCUCCGUCGUUUCUCAAGAUGCGGCUCCGUCUCGAAAUCCUUGCCGGUUCCAGUCCAGCCCGGCCUUGGCCCGAAAGCAGCCACCUCCCGCGUCUCGAGCUGCAUGACGAAGUGCACAGCGGUAGCGAGGCUGAUUUCCACCACUUGAAUUGAAUCUUCGACCAGAUGAUGCGAGCGGAUCUCAUCUAAGAUCGACUCAAACGUGAUUGGGGCGCUGAACCCUUCCUGGGCCCCAGUGAGCACGAGCAAAACGG